ACGCACACAUGUUAUGACAAUGUCAGCGCCCAGCCCAAUGAUAUCGACAAAACACAGUCAGGAAUGUUGGAGAAGAAGUGGACAUCAGUUAUACGAUUAGUGAAGAAAAUCACGGAAUUGGAGGAAAAACUUCGUGAUGUGGAGAAGGAGUACAUAUCGGGCGCUCCGAUGCGUGACAAGAGGUCGCCCACCGAAUGGAUACCUCGACCUCCGGAGCGGUUUGAACUGCAGGGUCACAGAGAAACUAUCAAUCGAGUGAUAUUUCACCCGUUUAUUGUGUGCUUCGUCUCGGCCUCAGAGGACGCGACUAUUAAGAUAUGGGAUUACGAAACGGGAGACUACGAGCGCACUCUCAAGUCACACACGGGAUCAGUCCAAGACAUUGCCUUCAAUUCCAACGGCAAACUUCUCGCCUCGUGUUCCGCAGACAUGACUAUUAAGAUAUGGGAUUUCCAGUCUUACCUUUGCGUUAAGACACUUCACGGACACGACCACAACGUGUCGUCCGUCACUUUCCUACCGGCGGGCGACCAUUUAGUCUCGUGUUCUCGCGAUAAAACUGUUAAGAUGUGGGAAGUGAUGACCGGUUACUGUAUUAAGACUUUUUCCGGACACAGAGAUUGGGUGAAAAUGGUUCGCGUCCACAAAGACGGCGCUUUAAUGGCCACCUGUUCUAAAGAUCAUACGAUAAUCGUUUGGACGCUCAGUAAUAAUGAACACAUUGUGUCCAACGGAGACAUUAAAGCGACGCUUAAAGAUCACGACCAUUGCGUUGAGUGCAUCGCGUGGGCGCCCGACUCGGCCUCCAAUUCCUUAAAUGAAGCGAUAGAAGACCGCAAUAAUCAACGAAAUAAUAAACUUUUUGGUCCAUUUCUGGCCAGCGGUUCGCGCGAUAAAACAAUUAAAGUAUGGGACGUGAGUGUCGGGGUUUGUUUGUUUACGCUUAUAGGGCACGACAACUGGGUUCGGGCGUUGUGUUGGCAUCCGGGGGGCAAGUUUAUAGUCAGCUGUUCCGACGACCGAACCAUUAGGGUUUGGGAUAUAUUGAAUAAAAGACUGAACAAAACAUUAGAGAGCGCUCACUCGCACUUCUGUACCUCAUUAGACUUUCAUCCGACCUCUCCUUAUGUAGUGAGCGGUUCUGUUGACCAUACGAUCAAAGUAUGGGAAUGUCGUUGAGAUUUGUUUGUAAUUUAAUUUAACUAAAAUUUCUUAGAUUUUAAAUCAAUUUGAUUUCUAACCAUAAAUCCAUUAUAUUUUUUCAAAAACGAA
Medioppia subpectinata is the source of this 1272-nucleotide messenger RNA. The record is from the annotation of a GenBank genome assembly. Lineage: Eukaryota; Metazoa; Arthropoda; Arachnida; Sarcoptiformes; Oppiidae.